Molecule: messenger RNA, 329 nt
Organism: Phyllopteryx taeniolatus (common seadragon)
Lineage: Eukaryota; Metazoa; Chordata; Actinopteri; Syngnathiformes; Syngnathidae
Product: unique cartilage matrix-associated protein-like
Exons: 2
Biological process (GO): regulation of osteoblast differentiation; embryonic skeletal system development
Cellular component (GO): extracellular matrix
Source: RefSeq, a predicted model, not a curated record
GGGUCACUGAGGACGAUCUUCACGAAAGAGGUCCACGCCUCGAACUUCUUCAGGCGCCGCAGCAGGAGGGCGGUCAAGUCGCCCGAUGAGCUCAACGCCGAGCAAAGGCAAGUUGUGGCCGCAGACAAGCGCAGGCGAGAGUUCCACGAGGAGAAGAGGAACGAGUUUGAGAGCUACGCAGAAGAGGUGGACGAUGGUGGGUUGAGUCUACCAGCUCAUCUUUAGCACAAUAACAACUCCACUCACCAGUGAUGGGAAGUAACAAAGUAACAAAUACUUGGGGACUGUACUUAAGUAGAAAAAAUGGUCCUCGGUCUCAUGUCAUCAUC